GGGAAGCAAGCGUCGCCCUGGCAACGGAAGGGUCCUCACCGGGUUAGCAUCGAGGUUCUCUUCAUCUGAUCCGAACAAACCUGAGGUUUUUAACACGUCAUUUAACGUGUUAAUUCACCGACCCCCCCCCCUCGCUGUGAUGGCCGUCCGUGAUGACCCGUCCGUGUUCCUCCUGACCGUGAACGGACAGAUCGAGGGAGCCGACUUUCCAGAGUACGACAACCUCUACUGCAAAUACUGCUUCGUGUACGGACACGACUGGGCCCCGAUCUCAGGGCUGGAGGAAGGCAUCACUCAGAUCACCUGUAAAGGCAGCCAGUCGUCACAUAAACUCAUAUGGAACUUCCCACUGGAGACAACUUUUAAGAGCACAAACCCAUCAGGAUGGCCUCAGCUGGUGGUGAGUGUGUACGGUCCAGAUGUGUUUGGCAACGACGUCGUCCGGGGUUACGGAGCAACACACAUCCCUUUCACCUCUGGACAACACACAAGGACCAUCCCCAUGUUUGUUCCCGAGCCCACAUGGAGACUUCAGAAGUUCACCAGCUGGCUGCUGGGACGGCGGCCCGAGUACACAGACCCAAAAGUCGUGGCUCAGGGUGAAGGCAGAGAAGUGACGCGGGUUCGUUCCCAAGGCUUCGUCAGCGUCUCCUUUCACAUCCUCACUAAAGACAUGAAGAAACUGGGUUAUGACACGGGGCCGUCGAGUCCAGCGAACAAAGGCUCUGAUGCGUCCGCCUGGUCGACAGAAGAGCAAACCUACAGGAUGUAGGAACACGAGAGACUUUGAGAACUGGUGGCUGUUCAUUUUUUUUGGGCCCUAAAGGAUCCUUGUCCCCCACGAACACCAAAACACAACCCCCCAACUGUCUGUUUGUAAAGUGCAGUGCCACAGCCACAAGAACGGAAGAUGUAAAUAACAUAAGCGCAAACACCAAUGUUUUAAAGGGGACAUAUUAUGAAAAUUCCACUUUUGGGUUGCUUCUUCAUGUUAAUUUGGGUAUCUGGCCUGUCUACCGACCCAAAAACUCUGGAAAAAAACAACCCCCCGCGAUUUGUUAUGGUUCCUCUAAGUCAGAAGUGUUAUGCUUGAGUGACUGCGAAUGAGCUUCCAUAUCAUUCUCUCGUCACAAGCGAAAUGGGAGUCUCUCUUACAUGGCCAUGGGUGCUGUUUUAAAUGAUUCUUGUGGUAUUUUGACCAAAAUAUGUUACAGGCAUUUCAUUAAGAACCAUAUCAACUUGUGGUAAAAUGGGCAUAAUGUCCCCUUUAAAGUAAAAUGUUUAGAAAUUAA
Messenger RNA from Limanda limanda (common dab), 1292 nucleotides. It is a transcript of the gene b9d1, whose product is annotated as B9 protein domain 1. The transcript has 7 exons. Lineage: Eukaryota; Metazoa; Chordata; Actinopteri; Pleuronectiformes; Pleuronectidae. The record is from RefSeq and is a predicted model, not a curated record. Bases 140 to 772 code for a protein of 210 amino acids. Gene Ontology annotation, biological process: cilium assembly. Gene Ontology annotation, cellular component: MKS complex.